Messenger RNA from Amoebophrya sp. A25, 3827 nucleotides. NCBI's taxonomy places the organism in Eukaryota, Dinophyceae, Syndiniales, Amoebophryaceae. The record is from the annotation of a GenBank genome assembly.
CUAGCAAUCCUGGCUCAGGACUGUGCGGUCUCCUUUAUUUUAGUUCCCUGAUGAUGUCUGUUUCUGUGUCUGAAGUUCAUGAUCAUCCCUUUAGAAAGAUUUAAAUUUAGUACUGGAUCUCUCGUCUGAAACGAUCAACAGUCUAAAACAAUCAACACUCUUUAAAAUCGAUCUUCUACGAGAAUUUUGAGACAAGAGGAGAACAAGUAAAUGCUCCGAUAUGAAAUAUACGAACGUCUUCACGAAGAUCUGCUACAAAAGACGGUCGCACUCAAAGUAGAAUGAAGGAUCUGCUUUCAUCAAGAAGAAGUUCGGAUUUUUGAGCUCCGGCGCAGACUUCGAACAUGUUGCAACAGUCGGGACCGCGAGCUGCUGGGGUCGUGCAGUCGUUGAACUUGGCCACGCGAUUUGCCACCUUACAAGAGGACUCCUUGAGUAUGAAGUUCAAGUUUCUAUUCGUUGAAAGGGAAGAACAAGAACUGCUAGUGCUGCUCUUGGUAUCAAAAACAAAAUCGAUGUCAAUCUUCAUCAUGAAAGUCAUUCAAGUAAGAUAACCCUUUUCCAUUCCCAUUUCGAGAGAUUUCCCUUCCUUCAUUCCCACUGCCGACAAUGUGAUCAGUACAUUACGUCGUGUCCGAGGGUGGUCACAACGGGGGUCCGAAAUUAACACUUUUUUCAAGCCCGUUGCCGGUCCGCGAUGGAGGAUGGAUCGUGUGGGAAGUGGCGUCUUCGAAUCGUCGACCAGCUUAUUACAAAGCGAAGUUUCGAAGGCUUCCGCUUCUUCCAGUGGUGCUACUUUUAAGCCUGAAACUUUUUCCUCGAUUGAUGACGAUUUUGACACUAGAAGUGCAACUAGUUGUACCCCCGGUGCAGUUUCAGGUACAACUACGAGUUCAAGUUGUUCCACAAGAAGUAUCAGCAGCUCUUCUUCAGCUUUCCGCUCUACAGCACUGCCCUCUCCUCGUGGAACCAGGACCAGUGGCACAAGGGCAAACGCAGAUGCUAACUCGGUGUUUUUUGAAGGUAGCACUGACAAUGCCUUUUUCACGUCCACUGGAGGGUCGAGUUCGAGUACUUCAUCUAGCACGACUGCCGCGUUCAACCACGGGUCCAGCACAGUCCCUUUACCGUAUUUCCUUGCUCCCUCUCUGCCAUUGCUGCAUUCCCUGACUGCGAGAUUUUUCGAGACAUGCGAGCACUUUUAUCCACCACAAAUACUAGAGAUUCUAUCUUUGUGUGCGGACAUAGGCCACAGUGAUGAGAACCUCAUGCGAGCUGUGGUCGGACGUCUAGAUGAUCUACUUGCGUCCACCACCGCAACCCCAACGUCGCCGAAUGCGCGGAGAGUUGCGCAGAUUGUUAUUUUAUGCCAUUAGAACUAGAAGAUGAGCAAACACUUAUUCUUUUGGGUCGACAAGCACGAGGCAUAGCUUGUGGCAGCACGACAGACUUCCUCGACCAGUAAAGGAGCCGGGAAUAGGAUUCUUAUACUGGUGCCAUUUCAAGAUGUGAGAUGCGAGCUCACUACAACUACAUCACCUCCCGACGGACUCUAAUCCCCUUUUGUGCGCGUGCUCGUGUACCAUCGCAUCACUGGUGGCCAUUAGUCCGGGACCCUCUCGAGCAGAAUUUACACAACUUGGCUCAUGGCAUCCCUAACUUGCUCGAUGCGCUGCUGUUCGUCUUCCCUAGGAAGGAUCUCCAAGAUCUUCGAAAAGAAGCAUCCGAAGAACGUGAGCUCUUUAUUUAAGGAUCAACUUUCAUCUAAGUAAAGGCCCUUUAUUUAAGGCUCUUUAGAUAAGGCUCUUUAUGUAAGGCUCUUUGUUUAAGGUAAGGUUGGUCGCUGAGAUCGAAGAGGCGACCCCUUCUUGAGAGGACCAACAGGGGAAAUAAAUGAAGGGAAAAGGGGAGAACUUUGAAGGUGGUCUCUUCCGUUCAGCAUCAGCGGGCCCUGACUGCUGCCCUUUAAUUUAUCGAUUCGCUAGCUACGCAGAUGCUGUUGCACAAGGAAGAACUAGGUCCUGGAGUUUUUGCGAAGGGUUUUGAAGCACUGUCGCGACACGCUUAUCGUUAAGGCGUGCGCUGUUACUGUUAGAGUAGUGGUGGACGUUGACGUUGACAUCACGUUGAUCAGCAUCCAUGGCUAUCGGCAACGUCGACAUAACCAUAAGGUUGAUUAAAAUUAGGUGUAAAAUCGUUUUUGAUAAUAUCGAGUUUGAGGCAGCACAACCACUUCUAAUUCCUUUACACCGCAGUGGAGGACGAAGCGGCUGCACUUUUAGACUCCACUACAGACGUGGUGGCACAAACAACACUUGUUGCCGGGAUGCAACGAUACCUAGCAGACGAAAAGAAGCGGAAGGGGGCCCAAGAGAAGAGCGGGAAAUCUUUUUUUAAGGAUCGAGUGAGACAUGAGAUUAAAAAGUAGCAAGUACUUAUUAUAUUAGGGUUCUUCUUCAUAAUCUAUCUUCAUACCUUUACCUUCUCUGCCACCGAUGCUAAUGUUACUGAGAUCAAACUCGAUCUUGAAUGGAGCGGUCGCAAAGGCGUGGUCUGUUCUGAGAAACAGGUUGCGGAGUUUGUGAACGAGAUCGAGGCUGCUGCGCAAGAAUCCAAGUAUGUCUGGCGGAAACUUAUGGCGUACAGUUUUUUACCCACACCGUGACCACACCGUACUAAGGAAGUAUUUCUAUUAAUUUGAUGAAUUUUCAGUAGAAGGAGAGUUCCCUUGGCCAGCUUGAUCGACAAGAACAUGGAGUUUGAUUAAAGUGAAAUUCUUGCGAAAAGGAAAACCAAAAGUGAAAAAAUUGCAGCCUUUUCUAAUGACUUCCCUCACAAAUUGAACCAGCUGGCCCGCAUUAGUUGCGAGUCUGCUGCCGCGAAUAUUAAGGGUUGGAAGUUGACCUCUCAUCUAAGAGCAUCUCUAUGGCUUCUUCAAGUGGGAAAGUCAUCGAUGUGCGAGCUAGAGACGCCAACUUUCAACCCCUAAGAAUGCGCUGCGAUGCAACUUUAUCUACCUCUCCAUCGAGAAGAUUUGCGCAUCGUACUUCGGCCGCUAUUCCGCCAGCCAAUUACUAGACUUAGCAGAGGCCACGGAAUUGAUCGCGCUGCAGAGUGGUCCACCUAGUAGUGCUCAACAAAUAUCAGUGAGCAAGGACAAACAGGGUGAAAUCAGAGGAAAUUUGGCUACGCUGAUGCCACAGUUGGACUUGAACGAGAGGCGGCGUCUAUGGCAACUUUGUGUACUGGGUGCUGGCCCGGAUGCAGGAAUACACAACCAACAGGAAACAACUAGAACCACCUCAUGGCACAAGCUGUCACUCUUAGUUGAACGAGGAGGCCGACCGGCGGCUUUUCCUACUUUCUUUAGAAGUGUAGCUGAUGCGGAUGUAGAUGAUGCUUCGGAUGGAAGUCCAAGUAGUCCUGCUACACCAAAUAGAAGUUUGGAACCUCUUUCAGUAGCCGGCGAUAUUCUCUACGUAACUGACGAGGAGAAGAAGGAGGGCGAAAAAUGGCUUACUCCAUACGAUCUAGAUGCUUCUAAUGCACCCACUCUGAUGUGUAAAUUACACCUCACGGCUUGCAAAAAAGCAGGAUGGAACAUAUUGGGAGUUUGUUAGUGGAAACUGCUGUCCUAAGCCUUUUCCUAAAGUAUCUGGAACAUUAAAAUAUCGCUGAACCUGGGUUAUCUGCUACGGACUUACGACAAUGGAUCUUUGAAAAAUAAUGAGAACGCUGAAUGAUAGAUAGCUUCGAACAAGAACUAAGAAAAAAUGGUAGUGGUAGUGAAUGUCUGAGUUUACUUUUAUCAUGAUUUCUACUCCCAU